GGUUCCCGGGGAAAGGGGCGGAGUUUCCCGGGGAUUGAGUUGGAGGUUCGGCCGGAGAAGCUUCGAGCUCACGCCGACAAGUGUUGAAAUAGUUCCCGGGGUGGGAGGAUGGAAGUCGUUGGCCGGUGAGGAGUGGACCGAGCGGGGGUUGUUUACCUGCGACGUGUCGGAGGACCGAGGCGACCAUGGCGGACCGGCGGACGAGCGGCGGCAGCGAGCCGCAGUUUGGCAAGAUGUCUGCGGGCAGAGCAGCUUCUAUCGGCCGCCUGCUGACGCGGGAAUGUUGCAGCCUGUUGGACUUUUACAGUAAGAGAGAGAACCUCCCCGCCGAUGUGGGCGUGGCGGACCCCCGGCUGGUGUCGGUCCCGCCCCCUUCCUCCCAGCUGGACUCCCGGGACCAGCUGUGGCGCCUCCACGUGGCCUUGCUGCAGUGCCGCCACCUGAUGGAGAGCGCCAUCGCCAAGGAGGACGAGGAGCUGGGCGUGGACGCGGGCGAGUACGCCGGCCUGAGGUCCACGGUCAAGGAGAGGCUCAAGCUCCUCGCCUUCUGCGUCUCCGAACUGGUCGGCGCCGGGGACGGCCCGGCUGUGCCCACACCCGCCUUCAGUGACAGCUUGGAGCGGGCGGACGACAGUCUUUUCGAGCUGAAGCUGCUGGUGCUGCGCAUCUUCAAGGAGGUGGACUACUGGGCCAAGACUGCCGUGGCCAUCUUGCAGACUAUGUCCAAGGAGCAGGCCAGGAACCCCCGCCUGAGGAGGAGCAUCCGCAGCACCAGGAGAUGAAGUGCAGGUGCAAGGGGGAGGUCACAGGGGGAGGUCACAGGGUACGCACGUUCCUCGCUCCUGUUUCCGACAAGUUCCGUUGGCUUUGUUUUGGACUGCAAGGUUGCAUUUGUCAGUACUUUUGUGACCAGACAGACUAAAAGAUGGAUUAUUGCAAAGGUGUCCAAAGUUUGCUCCGGGGCCAUUUUUAAACAACCCCUGGAAAAUUCAUUAAAUUGUAUUACAAAAAAACACAUACAAUUAGAAUUAAAGAGCAAAUGUAAGGAGAAAAAGGUUCGAUGUGGACGAAGCUGCCAUGCAGGCUGUUUUCUUUAAAACUGGAAUAAUAAUCAUAAUUAGGCCCUGUGAUGAGGUGGCGACUUGUCCAGGGUGUACCCCGCCUUCCGCCCGAAUGCAGCUGAGAUAGGCUCCCGCGACCCCAAAGGGAAUAAGCGGUAGAAAAUGGAUGGAUGGAUGGAUAAUUAUGAAUCACAAUCAAUGUUAUGAAUUAUUGACUUAUUGAAGGCUCCAAUUACUUCACAUAGAAAAAUCCUCUUUGCUAAAUUUUCUGGCAAAAUAUUGUUUUAUUUGUGUGUUCCUCAUAAAAAAAAAGGGGCAUAAAACAAAUGUAAAGAAAUGAUAAAAACCUAAAAUUCACAAAUAGAUGUGAAGUUGAAAGGAAAAAUAAAAUAAUGUAAGACUUAAUUUGAACACUUUAGUGAGUGGGCUCCUUUUGGGCCCUUGAAAAUUUUUGUGGAUUUAAAAAAAAUUUUUUUACUCUCAUUGCUGGAAAAAUAAUAAUGAAUCAAAAUCAUUGUUGGUAUGAAUUAUUGACCUUUUGAAGGCUCUGAUUACUUCACAUCAAAUUUUCCUCUCUGCAAUAAUUUUUGGGGGAAAAUAUUGUAUUUUUUGUGCGUUUUUCAUUAAAACACAGUUUUCUAUUAGAAAAACGACAUAAAACGAACAUAAUGUAAUGAUUAAAACCUAAAAUCCACAAAUAGAUCUGAAGUUUAUCUGGAGAUUUGAUUUAUUCAUGUAUGUAUGUAUACAUAUAUGUAUGUAUAUGUAUAUCUAUUUAUAUAUACAUAUUUCUAUAUA
Messenger RNA from Nerophis ophidion (straightnose pipefish), 1859 nucleotides. RefSeq names its product ciliary neurotrophic factor (gene cntf). Gene Ontology annotation, biological process: negative regulation of neuron apoptotic process; ciliary neurotrophic factor-mediated signaling pathway. The coding region runs from base 186 to 782 and encodes 198 amino acids. Lineage: Eukaryota; Metazoa; Chordata; Actinopteri; Syngnathiformes; Syngnathidae. Gene Ontology annotation, molecular function: ciliary neurotrophic factor receptor binding. The transcript is spliced from 3 exons. The record is from RefSeq and is a predicted model, not a curated record.